Amphimedon queenslandica is the source of this 2665-nucleotide messenger RNA. RefSeq lists its product as uncharacterized. Lineage: Eukaryota; Metazoa; Porifera; Demospongiae; Haplosclerida; Niphatidae. Gene Ontology annotation, cellular component: plasma membrane. The record is from RefSeq and is a predicted model, not a curated record. The transcript has 4 exons. Bases 1 to 2514 code for a protein of 837 amino acids. Gene Ontology annotation, molecular function: transmembrane signaling receptor activity; 1-phosphatidylinositol-4-phosphate 5-kinase activity. Gene Ontology annotation, biological process: cell surface receptor signaling pathway; phosphatidylinositol phosphate biosynthetic process.
AUGUUUUAUCAGCUCCUCCCACUAACUGCUCUGCAAAAAAUGGCCAAGGCUGGUAACUUCAAUUGUAGUCCAUUGGCUGAUCUUACGAAUGCAUCUUGUCCGGAGGAUUAUAAUUUCUGUAGGGAGUUUGAGCAUGUCCCUGCUGUCUACCUAUCAAUCAGUAUUGUCUCUUUCUCUUGCUGUUGUCUGGUUUUUCUCACAUAUAUUCUCAUUAAGAGGCUGUGGGGCUACUCAUCUAGAGUAUUCUUAUUAAGAACGUCUCUCGAUUUUCUAAUAUCGAUAUGUCACAUAAUACUUUUUGGUGCAGAGGGAAACAAAAAUGCUUGUUUAGCUUUUGGUUUGAUAUUUCAGUUCUCACUUAUAGCGGCGAAUCUUUGGUACGCUCUUUUGGCAUAUGAUCUCAUCAGAGCUAUACGAAACCCUUUUGGGCUAGGGUCACAUCAUGGUUGGAAGUCACAUUUGUUCAUUUGGUCAGUUUCUUUGUUAGGAGCAGUUAUACUGGGACUAUCAGCCAUUGGAGAAAUGAGAGUGGGACCAGGGGCAUCAAUGUUUUUCUUUUGUUGGAUAUCAGUUGAUGAAACAGUCUCAAAGUUUGCUGUCACUUCACUAUUCCUCUAUUACCUUCCACAUUUUAUCCUCUGGAUUUUUUCGCUAGUCGUCAAUCUUGUAGCUCUUUGCAUCCUCUUCGGUAAAUUCCCCGCAAGCAGCGAAACGAGACGACAUAUAAUAAAACAAAAUACGCUCUAUGUGUUAUUCCUUGGUAUUGAAACCAUCUUAAUCAUACCGUUGUGGAUCACACAAUUAAGUAUUAGCUCGUCUUCUCACUAUAACCAAGAUCGCAUGUGUUUUGCCGACCAUGGCAGCUUAAUACUAGCUUUUAUCUUCGCCGUCAUACACAGUUCGAGGGGCGCCGUUGACCUUUUUGUUUGGUGGGUGACCUUUUCGAUCGGCCCCAAAGACUUUAAGAACAUUUUUUUGAGGUACAAGGCAUGGCGCUAUAGAAACCUUUAUCUGCCCCAGGACAACCUCCAUACUCCACUGGUUGGGUUGGAACAGAGCAGAAUCAACACUAUACUCCGUAAAGAUGUCAUAUUCUGUAUCAACUAUGGGAUCCUCGAUGCAGUGAAACUCAAUUCGGAGGAGGAGAACCAGCGGACCCACCUUGGAUCCGUCCGUGAUCCGUUCAUGGCACACGUGAUGGUAAAGUGGGACGAGGAGGUUCACGAGGAGGAGACCAAGAGCAAAUACUCUGAUCCGAAGUACCAGGAGGUUCACAAAAGACGGAUUCCCUUCCGUCCCUCAAACACACUCAAGGAUUUUGCCUUUAUCGAUAUUGAGCCGACAGUUUUUGGCCUACUGCGUCAUUCCUAUGGAGUCAGCCCAGCCGAGUACCAGCAGUCAUUCCAUAUUCGUGACGAUCAGGACGUGGAGAGCAGUGGGAUGCUAGAGAAAUUCACCGAAGGGAAGAGUGGUAGUUUCUUUUACUUUACUCGCGAUUACAAAUACAUUAUUAAGACCGUGACGUCUGAAGAGGAGGCAUUCCUUCAGAAGAUUGCAUUUCGUUAUUAUGAUUACAUGCAUAAUAAUCCGGACAGUGUCAUCGUGAGGCUCUAUGGUCUUCACAAGGUCCGACUGGCUAGUGAACAACGGUACAUUAGUGUCGUUGUUAUGGAGAACUUAUUCCACAACAAUGAGAACCUUAAGAUGAACGAACGCUACGACCUGAAGGGCUCUCGUAUCGGGCGUAGGGUACUCAAGGGUAACGAGAAGAAGGAAGAACGUUUCAAGAAGACUCUGAAAGAUCUCGAUCUUCAGAAACCAAUCGUGAUAGGACCUGAAGCGAAGGCACAGCUACUGGAACAGCUCCAACGUGACAUUGACUUCCUUUCUUCUCUCCAUAUCAUGGACUACAGUAUGCUACUCGGGAUCCAUCAUCACUCAAAAGAGACCCGCCAAAGAUUCCAGCACUCGCUACCAGUCGAAUUUGCUGACGGCGACGACUUUACUCAAGUCACUUUUGGAGGAGGAGGAGGGGCAGAAGAGAUACCUCUCAUAUCCUCACUUAGCUCUUCUCCAAAGAGUACACUGGAAAGAGGAGCAGCUCUAGCUAACAGAAGACCGACUCUUGAUUCAGUCUACGACGACAAUAUUGAGGACUCCACUAAUGAGGGACAGCGACCAAGGUCUCACCAUGUACCAUGGUAUCGUCGAGACUAUGGUGGCCUCCGCUCAUUUAGUCCUAAUCACCCGCUUAACGGUAACCUAGUGACGUCGCAUGGGUCCAUCGUGCUCCCUGAUGAGGCUCCGUAUGAAGUAUUCAGCAUAGAGGAUCUACCCACCGACACGUAUUAUUUUGGUAUUGUGGACAUUCUCCAGGUUUAUAAUUUUGACAAGAAAAUUGAGAAUUUCACAAAAACAAGGAUACUCUGCAAAGACGGCGAGGGUAUCUCGGCCGUGGAUGAGAAGAAAUACGGGCAGAGAUUCAUGGACGCCAUGGAUCGUAUUUUUAUAUAGAAAUUAAAAUAGUAAUAAUGAAUAAAAACGAUUUAUUAUGUGUGAGUGUGUGUCGAUUUUUUGUGUGCUUUGAGUGUACUCUAUUGAUAAUAGAAAUUAUUGAAACCUGUCUUUUGGAUUGUUUGUCAACAGUCUUUUCCUCUCAUGUAAA